AUGAAGACUUGGGUAGUACAGGAUGUGCCAGACAUCCUAAAUGCUGAGUGCUACUUUUUUAAUAGUAUCUCAGCUUUCCAUAUGUAUUCGUCGUUCUGGGAAAUCAAAGGUAAGCCUUUCCAAGCAGGAACUGAAUUGUACGAGGACAUCCCAUCACUCGAAGGCUGCUCUACUCCAGAGAUAUGGGAAUUGUGGACGAAACAGGAAUCCCUCAUGGGGAAAUUUAGGUCCGGAGAACUUCACAAUUCAUCCAGAGUAAUAGAAAGUUUAUACCUUGAUUUAGUAGCCAAAGAAAAUGAUGGACGUAACCUAUGGGCUCUUGGUCAAUUCAGUCCAUUGUUGCCUGAACAGAACAAAGACUCAAAUAAAACCAUCAAACCCUGUAUUGGUUUGACAAACAAGAAACAAACUCGAGAUGCUGACAAAGGAAAUGUUUUUGCAGGUGAAGAAAGGAGAGCUCAGCUGCCUGAAGGUUCUGAAGAAAGAAAAAAGGAAGAGGAAUUAUUGUGGUUUUAUGAGUCAUUGUGGAUGGAAUUCGUGCAUGGAAAGCAUUUCCAUGGGAGUUCCUAUAGCAGCCUGGCAAAUUCAUUCAGAUCAGCCAAAGAAUUCUCAGCUAGUAAUAAAGUUUCUGAAAAUUAG
This is a messenger RNA of Lycium barbarum (goji berry), 639 nucleotides long. RefSeq names its product zeatin O-xylosyltransferase-like. Lineage: Eukaryota; Viridiplantae; Streptophyta; Magnoliopsida; Solanales; Solanaceae. The transcript has 3 exons. The record is from RefSeq and is a predicted model, not a curated record. The coding region runs from base 1 to 639 and encodes 212 amino acids.